Molecule: messenger RNA, 2852 nt
Organism: Syngnathus acus (greater pipefish)
Lineage: Eukaryota; Metazoa; Chordata; Actinopteri; Syngnathiformes; Syngnathidae
Gene: nfxl1
Product: nuclear transcription factor, X-box binding-like 1
Exons: 25
Coding region: 125-2737 (870 amino acids)
Biological process (GO): regulation of DNA-templated transcription
Cellular component (GO): nucleus
Molecular function (GO): zinc ion binding; RNA polymerase II transcription regulatory region sequence-specific DNA binding; DNA-binding transcription factor activity, RNA polymerase II-specific
Source: RefSeq, a predicted model, not a curated record
ACAAGUCCCAGCAUGCAACGCGACGUGUUGCGCGUGGCAGCUGCGCGUCGAGUCUCAAGUCCGCACUGGUGCAACUGCGAGAGAACCGAGGAGAUUAGGUUAGAUUUCGAUCCUAGUGGCUGCCAUGCAGCCAGCCUGGAGACCUCAUGGCAGGGGCCGUGGGCGGAAGCAGGAAGAUCCAGGAGAAAAAGCGCGAGAAAAGCCUGGAAGUGCUGUAGGAAGAGCAGACAGUACCAAGACGACGGUUCCACUACACCUUGGCGCUUCCAAGUUUGAGGAGAUCCGAAAGUCCAACCAGGCCGCUGCGCAGCGACUGAUGGAGCGCCACACCAACUGCUCCUCUGAGGAUGACGACGACGACGAUGACGACAUUAAGGAGCAUAAUGACGCUCGUGUCCUGGAGUCCACCUUCACUACUUAUACCAGUCACACAGGCGGUGACAUCACAGGCCUGCAAAGAACGGGCCAGUAUGUCAACGAACUCUUCCAGUCCGGCGCGCUCACCUGUCUCAUCUGCAUCGCCUCGGUCAAGCGGACUCAGCCGGUGUGGAGCUGCUCCGGCUGCUACUCCCUCUUCCAUCUUCCGUGCAUCCAAAAGUGGGCCAGGGAUUCUGUGUUCCUGCUCUGCUCGGCCACGGACGAAGACUUUGGCCGCAAGCAACAUCCGUGGCCCUGUCCCAAGUGUCGGGCUGAGUACUCCCACGCCGCCACGCCCACCAGGUACGUGUGUUACUGUGGGAAGCUUGAGGAUCCUCCCGCCGAUCCCUGGUUAGCGCCUCACUCAUGUGGCGCCGUGUGUCAUAAGGAGUUGAAACCUUCCUGUGGACACGCAUGUCUGCUGUUGUGUCAUCCCGGUCCGUGCCCGCCCUGCCCCAAGAUGGUGUCAGUUUCCUGCUUGUGUGGCAAUGCUAAGCCCCUCCCCCGGCGCUGUAGCAACAAGGGCUGGUUAUGCCGGCAACCGUGUGGAAAGUUAUUGCCAUGCCGGCAACACAAGUGUUCCCAGCCGUGCCACUCUGAGUGUUCCCCCUGUCCCAAAUUCAGCGUUCAGAAGUGCGUGUGCGGUCGGCAAAAAGCGGAGAGACCUUGCGCUGACCCCAAGUGGAAGUGCGAACGUAUUUGUGGUGCCGCCCUCUCUUGUGGGAAUCACACCUGUGAGCUUGUGUGCCACGACGGUCGUUGCCCGCCGUGUCCCCGCUCGCUCAGCAGAUCGUGUCCCUGCGGCAAGACCAAGUCCAGCCUGCCGUGCACCGAGGAGGUGUCGCUGUGCGGAGACACGUGUGAGCGCCCCCUAGCUUGCGGGAAGCACACAUGCUCCAGAAGAUGUCACCGUGGGAAUUGUGACACCUGCCGAGAGGAAGUGGAGAAAGAAUGCCGCUGCGGUAAAUACAGAAAGCUGAUGGCGUGUCACAAAGAGUAUUUAUGUGAGUCGAAAUGUUCAAAGAGCAGAAACUGCCAGAAACAUCCAUGUCGAAGGAAGUGUUGCCCCGGCAACUGCCCCCCAUGUGACCAGAUCUGCGGUCGGACUCUGGGAUGUCGCAACCACAAAUGUCCGUCGGUGUGCCACCAAGGAAGUUGCUAUCCUUGUCCGGAGAUGGUGGACGUCCGAUGCUCGUGCGGGUCCACCUACUUGACGGUGCCGUGCGGGCGUGAGCGGAGCACCAAGCCUCCUCGCUGCAAGGAGCUCUGCAGGUCUCCAUCUUCCUGCCACCAUGCCGCCCGAGAGCGCCACCGUUGCCACCCCGGGGCCUGCCCCCCUUGCACGCAGCCCUGCUUGCAACCUCUGGCGGGCUGCCCGCACACGUGCCCGCGGCCCUGCCACGACUGCGUUCUUCUCAAGUCCCAGCAGGCGCAGCUGUCCGGGCCGUGGGAGCAACCGGCAGAACCGGCGUUUGUGACCAAGGCCCUGCCGUGUCCUCCUUGUCAAGUGCCAAUACAAGUCUCCUGUUUUGGAGAACACGAGGUGAGCGCGUUGCCGUGUAGCCGCCAUGACCGCUUCUCCUGCAAGAGGCCUUGCGGGCGACCGCUGCGCUGCGGUAACCACACGUGCGCCAAAGAGUGCCACCUGCUGGACGACAGCAACAAGUGCGAUGACUGCGAGCAGGGUUGCUCCAAGCCUCGGCCACAUCUUUGCCCCCACGCCUGCCCACUUCCCUGUCACAGUGGCGACUGCCCGCCGUGCCACCAGAUGAUUCGGCAGCGCUGCCACUGCAAGAUGAGCGCCAUCUAUGUGGAGUGCAAGAAGAUGACCAUGGCUGACGAGGAAACAAAGAUAGCUUUGGGCUCGUGCAAAAACCAGUGUCCCAAAGAGCUGAGCUGCGGUCAUCGCUGCAAGCAGGUGUGUCACCCUGGGCCCUGUGGGGUCGAAUGUCACCAGAAGGUCAAGCUGCGAUGUCCCUGCAGGAGGAUCAAGAAGGAGUUGGCGUGUGCACUGUCAUCUGCGUGUGUUGUCGAGUGCGACCACAACUGCAUAGAACAACAGAAGAGAGUCAGCGAGCUGAAGAAAGCAGAGGAGAAGGCGGCUGAGGAAGAGGAGCAACGGCGACAUCAGGAGGAGCUCGAGGCAUUCACCAAGCGGCGAGGAGGACGUCGCAUCAAAAAGCGAGGGAGGCGGGAUGAAGAUGAUGAAGAGGAUGGCGGACGGAUUGGGCGAUGGCGAAAGUGUGCUGCGGUAGUCCUCAUCCCGCUGGGUGGUGUCGCACUGUCACUCGCCGCCUACUUGCUUAUGAGAACUGCUUAAGAUGGCGGGGGGGCGUGUUGUCGGCUCACGUGUUCUCAUGUCAUAGGUGGUUGUGUAAUAUCAUGAUUGGGGAAAAAAAACAACCUUUGUUUGACAAAUAAAAGGGUCAGUGUGA